Phyllopteryx taeniolatus (common seadragon) is the source of this 2543-nucleotide messenger RNA. RefSeq names its product DEAH (Asp-Glu-Ala-His) box helicase 15 (gene dhx15). Gene Ontology annotation, cellular component: spliceosomal complex; intracellular anatomical structure. Gene Ontology annotation, molecular function: RNA binding; ATP binding; RNA helicase activity. The record is from RefSeq and is a predicted model, not a curated record. NCBI's taxonomy places the organism in Eukaryota, Metazoa, Chordata, Actinopteri, Syngnathiformes, Syngnathidae. The transcript is spliced from 14 exons. The coding region runs from base 68 to 2314 and encodes 748 amino acids.
AACCCAGAGUGAAUAUUCCAUUAUCCUGUCAGUGUCCGUGUUGUGCUGCAGGAGUGGCGAUGCAGCUAUGAAGGGGGCGGUCACCGCAUCAGCACCGCUCUCGUCUUCCUCCUCAAGCUUGAGCGACCCACACCUUUCAAAACAUGCGACGUGCCAAGUUCACGACGGGUGUGCAAGGAGAAACAUGUUGAGGUGUGACUGGGAGAAGGGCGGAGAUCGUAAUGAGCAGUCAAGGGCUGGCUGUCGAGAAACUGAGAGCGACCCGGGGCGAACCCCGCGGCGGGAUCAAAUCAACCCGUUCACCGAGCUGCCCCACACGCCGCGCUACUACCAGAACCUUCAGAAGCGCCGGCAGCUCCCCGUGUGGGAAUACCGAGAGAACUUCACAGAAAUGCUGACACGUCACCAGUCAUUUGUCAUUGUAGGAGAGACCGGCUCUGGAAAGACCACACAGAUCCCCCAGUGGUGCGUCGAAACGGUUCGAUCCACGGCGGGUCCCAAUAGGGCGGUGGCCUGCACCCAGCCCAGGCGGGUGGCGGCCAUGAGCGUCGCCCGGAGGGUGGCCGACGAGCUGGACGUCACGCUGGGCCAAGAGGUGGGCUACUCCAUCCGCUUCGAGGACUGCAGCUCUGCCAAGACGCUGCUCAAGUACUUGACAGAUGGCAUGUUGCUGCGGGAGGCCAUGAGCGACCCGCUGCUGGAGCGCUACACCGUGGUUGUGCUGGACGAGGCCCACGAACGCACGCUCGCCACGGACAUCCUCAUGGGCGUCCUCAAGCGGGUGCUCCGCCAAAGACCGGACCUCAAGGUUGUGGUCAUGAGCGCCACGCUGGAUGCCGGGAAGUUCCUGGCGUAUUUUGACGGCUGCCCCCUGCUGUCCAUCCCUGGCCGCACGCACCCCGUGGAGGUCUUCUACACGGCCCAACCCGAGCGGGACUACCUGGAGGCGGCCAUCCGCACCGUGCUCCAGAUCCACAUGUGUGAAGAGGACCAAGGGGAUAUUUUGCUCUUCCUCACCGGGCAAGAGGAAAUCGAGGAAGCCUGCAAGCGCAUCAAGGCCGAGGUCAGCGACCUGGGGCCUGACGCCGGCGACGUUAAAGUCAUCCCGCUGUACUCCACGCUGCCCCCUCUGCAGCAGCAGAGGAUUUUCGAGCCGCCCCCUGCCAACAAACCCAACGGCGCCAUCGGAAGGAAGGUCGUCGUGUCAACAAACAUCGCGGAGACGUCACUCACCAUCGACGGCGUCGUGUUUGUAAUCGAUCCUGGAUUUGCAAAGCAAAAGGUGUACAAUCCUCGCAUAAAAGUGGAGUCACUUCUGGUGUCAGCCAUCAGCAAAUCGUCGGCACAGCAGAGGAUGGGCCGAGCCGGACGGACGCGUCCCGGGAAAUGCUUCCGCCUGUACACGAAAAAGACUUACAGGACAGAGAUGCAGGACAACACCUAUCCAGAGAUCCUCGUGUCCAAUCUGGGCUCCACGGUGCUGCAGCUCAAGAAGUUGGGAAUUGACGACUUGGUGCAUUUUGACUUCAUGGAUCCACCGGUCCCCGAGACCCUGAUGCGAGCCCUGGAACUGCUUAACCACCUUGGGGCGCUGGACGACGACGGCGACCUGACGGAUUUGGGCACAGUGAUGGCAGAGUUCCCGCUGGAUCCGCAGCUAGCCAAGAUGGUCGUCGCUAGCUGCGAUUUGGGUUGCUCGGACGAGGCGCUCUCCAUCACCGCCAUGUUGUCAGUCCCGCAGUGCUUCAUCCGACCCCGUGAGGCCAAAAUGGCAGCCGACAACGCCAAGAUGCGCCUGGCCCACCGGGACGGAGACCACCUGACUCUUCUCAACGUCUACGUCGCCUUCAAACAAAACCAGCGGUCCUCACGGUGGUGCUACGACAACUUCGUCAGCUACUCCUCACUGAUGGCGGCGGACGGCGUGCGCUGGCAGCUGUGCCGGAUCAUGGAGCGCGUCGGUUUGCCCCGGCGGAGUUGCGAAGGGGACGAUGCAGACGUCUGCCGGAUGCUGCUCACCGGUUUCUUCAUGCAGGUUGCUCACCUGGAGCGCACCGGCCACUAUUUGACAGUGAAGGACAAGCAGGUGGUCCAGCUGCACCCGUCCACCUCGCUGGGCCGCAAGCCCGAGUGGGUCCUCUACAGCGAGUAUGUGCUCACCGCCAAGAACUACAUCCGCACGUGCACCCACAUCCACCCUGAGUGGCUGCUGGAAAUCGCCCCGCGCUACUACGAGAUGAGCAACUUCCCCCAGUGCGAAGCCAAGAGACAGUUGCAGCGCGUCAACGGCAAGCUCUCGUCCAAGCCAUUCUGAACAGAAAUGCGGCUCGAUUUGUUUGGAGGCAAAUCUGGACCAUUUCAAAAGCGGCACAAUAUAUUGUUCGUCUUUGUGUGAUCAUCCAGUCAAAUUUCUUUUAUCCGUGAUAGUUCCCACGUCGGGAGUUUGGACUGUCAUGCAUCCGACUUUCGUGUUCUUUUAAGAGCGGGGCUGUUGUCAAAUGUACUCCUGCAACAUGUAAUAAACGUGAAUUUUGAACAUGAAA